Messenger RNA from Perognathus longimembris pacificus (Pacific pocket mouse), 731 nucleotides. It is a transcript of the gene Aanat, whose product is annotated as aralkylamine N-acetyltransferase. Gene Ontology annotation, molecular function: aralkylamine N-acetyltransferase activity. The coding region runs from base 111 to 731 and encodes 206 amino acids. NCBI's taxonomy places the organism in Eukaryota, Metazoa, Chordata, Mammalia, Rodentia, Heteromyidae. Gene Ontology annotation, biological process: melatonin biosynthetic process; circadian rhythm; response to light stimulus. Gene Ontology annotation, cellular component: cytoplasm. The record is from RefSeq and is a predicted model, not a curated record. The transcript has 3 exons.
AGGUGCCGUUUCCUGGGAAACAAGGGCAGGCCCCGGCCCCUCGCGCUCCUGACAGAUUGUGCUGCGGUCCUUCCGGAGCUGAGCUGCCCACGGAGGUACCAGCGACCAGGAUGUCCACACUGAACCUCUACCCCCCGAAACCCGAGGAGGCCUUGUGCCUGUCACCCAGGGAGUCCCCGAGCUGCCAGCGGCGCCACACGCUGCCCGCCAGCGAGUUCCGCUGCCUGACUCCCGAGGACGCGGUCAGUGUGUUUGAGAUCGAGCGGGAAGCCUUCAUCUCAGUCUCGGGCGCCUGCCCCCUGUACCUGGAUGAGAUCCGGCACUUCCUGACCCUGUGUCCGGAGCUGUCCCUCGGGUGGUUCCAGGAGGGUCGCCUUGUAGCCUUCAUCAUCGGCUCACUUUGGGACAAGGAGAGACUCACGCAGGAGUCGCUGACGCGGCACCAGCCCGGGGGUGGCACGGCGCACCUGCACGUGCUGGCGGUGCACCGCGCCUGCCGGCAGCAGGGCAAGGGCUCCGUCCUGCUGUGGCGGUACCUGCAGCACCUGGGGGCCCAGCCCGCCGUGCGCCGGGCCGCGCUCAUGUGCGAGGACGACCUGGUGCCCUUCUACCAGAAGUUCGGCUUCGAGAGCCUGGGCCGGUGCGCCGUCACCGCGGGCGCCCUGGCCUUCACCGAGCUGCGCUGCUCGCUGCGGGGCCACGCCUCCCUGCGCAGGAACAGCGGCUGCUGA